GCCCACGGACCCGCGUCAAUCAGUCUCAAAGUGAGAGAGAGACGUGCUGUUUUCGCUCUCUCGUCCGGGGCUGUUUCCUUUUCUCCCUUGUUCUCUUUUCCACUGGGACGUUUUUUUUUCUUCUUUUUGGGCUCUCCUUCCUUCACCCUCUUCCGCAUGCUCUGUUUUUCUUCCACUUGAUUCCUGAUGGAAAACCUUCGAAGAAAAAUCCUUCCUUUCUUCAUCUAAACCAUCUGGAUUGAGGUUGAUUUUUUUUUUUUUUUUGCUCAUCAAAGGUCUCUUCUUUGUGAUCAAAAUCUCAUCUUUUGUCUGCGUCCUUGUGAGUUUUUUGAUCCUAGGGUUCUGUUCUCUUCGUGAAAUAGAAUCAAAACGCUUGUUUUUUCGUUCGCUCGUUUGAUUUUGUGGAAAAAUGGGCUCCCUGAAUCCGAAAUCCGCGGCGGAAAUGGGCUUCUUCCAUCCUCCUCCGCCGCCGCCGCCGCCGUCGCCGUCUCCUCCGUUCCUUGGUGCUUCGAGUUUCCGCUCGGCGGAGAGGGAAUGCCGGCCUCGUGAUGUGGGAUUUCCAUCGGAAGAGAAGCAAGGUGAGGGCUUUCAGGGUUUCGUGGGGGAACAGGGGUCUCCUGGGGGUGAGAAGAGUGGUGGAGGCGGAGAAGACGAAGGUGAGAACGCUGGUGGGAAGAGAGACAACGAAGGUGGGCAGCCGAAGCUCUGCAUCAGAGGCCAUUGGAGGCCAUCGGAGGACGCCAGGCUUCGAGAGCUUGUCGCCCAAUAUGGCCCCCAUAACUGGAACCUCAUCGCUGAGAAGCUCGAGGGAAGAUCAGGGAAGAGUUGCAGGCUGAGAUGGUUCAACCAACUGGACCCAAGGAUCAACAAGACUUCCUUCACUGAGGAGGAAGAAGAAAGGCUUUUGGCUGCCCAUAGGUUCCAUGGGAACAAAUGGGCUCUCAUUGCUAGGUUCUUCCCUGGGAGGACUGAUAAUGCUGUGAAGAACCAUUGGCACGUGAUGAUGGCAAGGAGGCAGAGGGAGAUGUGCAAUGGAUAUAGGAGGAGGAAGCUCUCUCCUCUCAAUCCCACCAACCCUUGCGUUCCAAUUCUCCCCCGGAUGAUGGAGUUGGUGGGCGGUGGCAACAACAAUGCACACAGUGGGGAGUCCACCGUCACCACCAACAGAGAUGAGUCUGCCUCCAGUUCUACUGGCUUGUCCCCGAAUUCCUCCAAAAACAUGCUCAUUCCUGGUUUCCUCAACAGAUUUGGACCACCAGAGCUGCCUCAGCACUUUCAGUUCCUCAUGGGCUCGCAAGAAAAGCUGGUGGCCGCAACAAAUGGGUGCAAUGGGAAAUUUGGUACUGCUGCUGGAUGCUUUUAUCAAAGUGCACCCAUGUUGAUGACCAUGGGUGUUGAUCAGGCUGGCCAUUCUGAAGCAACUUCUGAGGCUUCAACAACUGAAUCAGUGGCUAACCCGAGGAACAAUGCCAUCAUGCAUGCUGAAAGAGAUAAUGAUGGAGAGAAGAUGACCUUCACCUUCAUUGAUUUCCUUGGGGUGGGAGCAACAUAGAAAGUUUUAUCUGGGAAAAGAAAAGGGUUUAAAGUUGAUCAACUGAAGCUGUGUUCUGGGAAAAUGGGCUCAUAGACUAUGCACAGAGAAUCCAAAAAGAAGGUGAGGAAAGGAACAAGGGAAGAAAAAGAAGAAGAAAGGAGGAGGUAGGUACGAAAGAAGGAAGAGCAAGUUUUUUCUUUUUCAAAAUAGUAGCAGAGUUUUGGGGUUAGAAGCCUUGAGGCCUCUGUUUGGCUGUGCUGUUGGCUCUCUAGUAUUUUGGCUUUUAGUAACUAGUACUGUAAACCUGUUUCAGUUCCAAUCCAGACGAUGUCUGUAAUCUACAGACUUAACACUAUGGCAGGGAGAAUAUUUUGAUUUGCUUUGAGUCAAAAAGAUCAAAUGAUGGUACUGAUUUAUUAA
Phoenix dactylifera (date palm) is the source of this 1954-nucleotide messenger RNA. RefSeq lists its product as uncharacterized. The record is from RefSeq and is a predicted model, not a curated record. Gene Ontology annotation, biological process: regulation of DNA-templated transcription. NCBI's taxonomy places the organism in Eukaryota, Viridiplantae, Streptophyta, Magnoliopsida, Arecales, Arecaceae. Gene Ontology annotation, cellular component: nucleus. Gene Ontology annotation, molecular function: RNA polymerase II cis-regulatory region sequence-specific DNA binding; DNA-binding transcription factor activity, RNA polymerase II-specific.